AUGAAGGUCAUUGUGACUGGCGCCACAGGCUUCAUAGGCAAACAGGUCGUUGUUCAAUGUAUUCAAAAUCCAACAAUAACCUCGGUGAUUGUUCUCACGAGACGAGAAAUCGACAAGAACCUCAGCAGUGACCCCAAGGUGCAAGUGAUAAUUCACCAAGACUUUGAAACAUAUCCUCAAGAAUUACUUCAUCAAAUACAAGGGUCACAAGGAUGCAUAUGGUGCCUAGGUGGUAAGGUCGGGGACUUUCCUGAUCUCGAAACAGCGAGAAAGGUCGGCGUAGACUACACAUUGGCUGCUGCGAAUGCGUUUGUCAAAGGUGUCUGUCCUGGUUUUCAGUCACAAUCACAAAAGUUUCAAUUUGUCUUUUGUAGUGGUGAUGGAGCAGAGUGUGAUCAAGACAAAAGUCUGUGGAUGCUUUCAGAUACUCGAAAGAUCAAGGGAUCUGUUGAACGAGGAUUGUUGGAUAUUGCCGAAGCAAACCCAAACGUCUUUGCAGCCACCAUGCUCAGACCAGGCGGUGUGAUUCCAGACGAUAAAGAGGUGCUUGGAACAAUUGGAGGCCUCAUGAUGAUUCCAGUUGUGAAAGUAUCCCAACUUGCAAAGGCACUGGUUAGGGUAUGCGUCGAACCACCGGACGCGAGAGUCGUUCCCAACAAGGAGAUCCGGCGACUUAGUGCUUGA
This is a messenger RNA of Exophiala oligosperma, 684 nucleotides long. RefSeq lists its product as uncharacterized. The transcript is spliced from 3 exons. Lineage: Eukaryota; Fungi; Ascomycota; Eurotiomycetes; Chaetothyriales; Herpotrichiellaceae. Bases 1 to 684 code for a protein of 227 amino acids. The record is from RefSeq and is a predicted model, not a curated record.